Molecule: messenger RNA, 3990 nt
Organism: Astrephomene gubernaculifera
Lineage: Eukaryota; Viridiplantae; Chlorophyta; Chlorophyceae; Chlamydomonadales; Astrephomenaceae
Source: the annotation of a GenBank genome assembly
GUGGGGGCGGUGGUGGGAGUAGCAGCAGCAGUGGUAGUGUGAAUGGGACGACGACAACGACUACGACUGGCUGGGUGAGGUGGACGCCAGGCCCGCACCUGCUCAGCCACAGCCUGAUAGGCGGCGGCAGUCCCAACUCGGGCGCCUCCUGUGUGGCCAGCUCCCUCAGCGCCCUCCUGCCGCUGCCGGCUUCCACUCAACAGGGCUCGGGAAGCGCCUCGACGCCCCCCUCCAACCAGGAUGACUCCUCUAGCUCGCCACCACCCGCACCCUCCUCCUCCUCCACCGCUGCCGCUGUGGCAGCGUUGUUCCCCACCAACGCUUCCCUCGCGUCUCCAAUCGCCGCCCUUGCCCUCCGGCCGCUCCUUAUCUGGUCCGCCGUGUCCUCGCUGGAACAACAAAUGUCGUACGAAGCCGUAUCUUCCAUUGCCGUGCAAUACACCUUGGGGCCCUCCUCCUCCUCAUCAUCAUCAUCAUCAUCUUCCUACGCUGCCAGUCCUCCCACCGCCGCUGCCAUCACCCUCGGCAGCACUGCCACGGCACCACCCCCGUCACCGCUCGCGCUACCUCUGGCCCCGCCGCUGGUCCUCGGGCCCCUUGACGGCACCUACCUCGACCCCAACGCAACAACCCACGGAGCGACGGCGUCCGCCGGCAUCGCCUCGUACGUCUCCUCCUCCGCCGGCUGGCAAUCCCUCCAACUGGACGUGGCAGGCGGGGAGGUGGUGGUGGAGGUGGCGGGGUGCCGGGGGGCGCUACUCGAGCAGAUUGUGUUUCGUACGAGCUUUGGCAGGAACUGGAGUACGGCAGUGGGUCCGGGGCUGGGUUGCAGUCUGCCGUACCGCUACCUGGCGCCCCCGGGGGGGUAUCUGGUGGCGUUGCAGGUGUAUGCGGGGAACUAUGUGGAGGAGGUGGGCCUGGUGUGGGGAACGCCGUUGCCGACGAUGGAGGUGCCAGGGGGGAACGGAACGCCGGUACCCCAACAUGCAGGGCAAGACAGCACUGCCAGCGGCGGCGACGCGACUGUACGGCGGACGACAUCACGAUCUGUCGUACUUGGUGUGAGUGUGACGGUUCCUGUCGUACUGGCGGUGCUGGCGGGCGCGGCGGCGGUGUUUGUGGUGUGGCAGCGGCGCCGCGGAGCUGACGGCGGCGUUGGCGGCGGCGGCAAGGGUGAAGUGAAGGGGGUUUCGCUGAUACCGCUUGCCUCGACAGCAGGUGCAGCGCCGGCGCCGGACGGGGCGAUGGGUUGGAAAGCCGGCGGUGGCGGCGGUGGAGGAGGCGGCGACGAAGAAGGCAGCGGUGUUGAUGACAGCGGCGGCAACGGAGCUCGCUCAGACUUGUCCUCAGUGGUUGUGGAGGGGGCGUCGAGCGACGGACGAUGCACCGGUCCUAGCCCCCCUGCGGAGGAGGCAGGGAAGGAAUCCGUCCCCGCUGCUGCUGCUGCGCCGACCGCGGGAGCAGCCCCCUCAAGCGUCAACGGGGAAUGUACGGCAGUGCCGUGCGAGGCAUUGGGCUCCCCGGUACCGAUGGGAAACAACAACAACAACAGCAGUAGCAACAAUGCCAACUGCUGCGACUCGAGCGCCAGCGGCGUGGCGUCCACUGCUGCUGCUGCUGCCGCACAACACCACCACCAACAACAACAGCAACACCACCACCAACAACAACAACAGAUCUUGAGAGCGGCUACGGCGGCGGCGACGAUACAGCAGCAGCCGCCCGGGCAGCAGCAGCAGCCGCCAGCGGAGGCAUGUGGCGGCAGCCUUGGGUCGCCGUACGUACAUCAGCUAACUGCCGUACAUGUUGGCGGUACGGCAGCGGCGCCGCGGCCGUUACGGCCGGUGCUGUACGGCAGCAUGGGUUCUACUGCUGCGGAUCCGGUCGCUGCUGCUGCUGCUUUGUUGGUACCUUUGGCUGGCGGGGCGGCAGCAGCGGCGGGGGCAGCGGGCGGAUGUGAUGUGGGCGGGGCCGAGGGCGCGGAUGCAUGGGCUCAGAGCCUGCAUGCGGCGCUGUUCCACAGGGUCUUGUACCAAUGGCAGCCACCGGUGCUCUCCGGCCUGCCCCCCACCGCUACCACCCCCGGCCUCACCUCGCUCACCAGCGCCUCCUCCUCCUCCUCGCCCGCCCCUCCUCCUGCCGGGAGCUCCUCCGCAUCCGCCUCCACCGCCUCCGCCGCUGCAGCCACCGCCGCCGCCGCCGCGGCCUCUCGCCUAGCAGCCUCAGGUACGGCGCCCGGCUCCGCCGUCUCCCUCCCCAAGCGGCCCGCUGCCGCCGCCGCCGCCACCACUGCAUCCGUCUCCUCCUCCGCCGCCAGUAACUCCCAAACGCCCUCAUCUGUUAGCGCGCUGCCCGCAUCUUCCGCCGCCGCCGCCACCGCCGCCGCUGCUGAGGGUUCCGGAAGUGGCGCUUUGUUCGCCGCCGCUGUCCCACCCACGGCACCAGCAACAGCAGCCGUGACGGCAGCAGCAGCAGCAGCAGGACACACAAUCCGCGCCGUCAGCGGCUGCGACGCCCUCAUAACGCUACCGCCGCCGCCGCCUCCGUCCAUGCAACCCUCACCCAAAUCCUCCACCCAUUCCGCCUCUGACGCCCUGGCAGCACUACAGGCGGGGGGCCGGGCUGCUGCUGCUGCUGCUGCUGCUGGCACGCGGAGGUCCGAGGUGGUCGGCAGCAGUAGCAGCUCCGCCACGGCACCACCUGGCACCGCCUCCUCACGCACUACCACUGGAGGAGGGGCGGCACCCGCUCAGGCAGUACAAGUGUCAUGGACUUGGGCUGCUGCGGUCAUGGCGGGAACCGGUGCUGGUGCUGCGACCGCCGCGGGGGCCGCCGCCGCUGGCAUUGCUGCAGGAGCAGCGACAGUGGCAGCAGCAGCCGGCGAAGCGACGGCGGCGACCGCAACCGACGUCGUGACGACGUCGCACCACCACCAGCACCAACAGCAGCAGCAGCACCACCAUGCAGCAGUGCUGCCGCUGGCGGCGUAUCCUGGCUUGCACCUGGGUGAUGUAGCAGCAGCGGCAGCAGCACCCCACCCUUACCUCCCUCCUCAGGCGGGGGCCGGCUGCUGCUGCCCCGCCGACCUCGACAACGCCUGCAACGACAGCGGCGGCGGCAGCAACGGCCCGACCACCGAGCUGUUGCUGGGUCGGGAUGUGGUGGUGGAUGCGGAGGACCCGGGCAGCUACCUGGGGCAUGGUACUUCGGGCGUGGUGCGCCGCGGUCUGCUGCGGCAGUCGGACGGCUCCUGGCUACCAGUGGCGGUUAAGCUGCUCAACCAACCCAACGACCAGGCGGUUGACACCUACCGGAAGCACCUGCGGACGCUGCUGCAGGAGAUGACCAUCCUGGGCUCCCUGCGCCACCCCAACGUGGUGCGCCUGCUGGGCGGCUCCGUGUCGCUGCUCAGCGGCGCCUCCUUCCUGGUGGAGGAGCUGUGCGGCAGGACACUCAGCCACGCGAUAUACGAUGAGUCCACACCGUACAGUCUGCAGCUCGUGCUGAAGUGGUGCAUCGAUGUGGCCCGCGGGCUGUCGUACCUUCACCCCAACAUCAUGCACCGAGAUCUCAAACCCAGCAAUGUACUGCUCGAUUCGUACGGCACCGCCAAGAUCUCGGAUUUCGGGCUGGCGCGAUUCAAGCUGCACACAACACUCGUGACUCGGGACGCGGAAGUGGGCACGACCUGUUACAUGUCUCCCGAGUGCUUCGUCAGCAACGACUUCAAGGUCACGGCGGCGUGUGACGUGUACAGUCUGGGCGUCAUGAUGAACGAAAUGGUCACCCGCUGCCGCCCCUGGAGUGGCGUGCGCACUGCGGUGGUGGGCUUCAAGGUGGCGGUGGUGGGCGACCGGCCGCGAUUGCCGCCGCCCGACUGCCCGCUGUGUCCGCCGGGGCUGCGGCAGCUCAUCCAGGACUGCUGGGCGCAGCAGCCGGAGGAGCGGCCGAGCAGCGCGGAGGUGCUGUCCAGGUUGGAGGAGCUGCUGG